Molecule: messenger RNA, 1560 nt
Organism: Mobula hypostoma (lesser devil ray)
Lineage: Eukaryota; Metazoa; Chordata; Chondrichthyes; Myliobatiformes; Myliobatidae
Product: parkin coregulated gene protein homolog
Exons: 6
Coding region: 214-1080 (288 amino acids)
Cellular component (GO): vesicle; neuron projection; cytosol
Molecular function (GO): Hsp70 protein binding; Hsp90 protein binding
Source: RefSeq, a predicted model, not a curated record
AUCAGGUUGGUAUAACAGAACAAGAACUUCUUUGACCGGGUGUUCGGAAGUGACGUGUGCUGUUACUCUCAAUCGCCUGGCAACGGUUCCCUAGAAGCAAACACGCCUGGAGUCGGCUCUGUCAAACACUGGAAGCUGUUCAAUGCUCCUUCUUUCUCUCUGGCUUCGUUUUCAGACCGCAAGGCGACCUCCAUACACACCAACCGGGCUACGAUGAAGACCCUGAAAACACACAGAGUCACUCACCUCCCACUGCAGCCUGCCAACGUCAACAAGCCUCUAGCAGCCACAAAGCAAAGAAACCCAAUAGAACCCGUUAAAAGCAAAAGAGGACCGUCAAACACCCAGCGUGCAGAGAGAGAACAAGCAAUAAAAGCCAGCCAAAAGCAUUCAGACCCGAAUUUCACCACGCCACACAUCACUGCAGCUGAUCCAGAAGUCCACAGAAGUACACAAGCUGCGAAUGUCGGUCCUCCACCAGCCGGUGCGUUUAAAGAGAGGCGCAUAAAGCCGACGGCAUUCCGGAAGUUCUAUGAAAGGGGCGAUUUCCCUGUGGCUGUGGAACAUGACGCGAAAGGAAAUCGAAUAGCCUGGAAGGUUGAGAUUGAAAAACUGGAUUACCAUCAUUACCUGCCUCUUUUCUUCGAUGGCCUCUGUGAGACCAGUCACCCAUACGAGUUCUUUGCCAGACAGGGAGUCCACGACAUGCUGGAACAUGGUGGAGCAAAGAUCCUUCCUGUCAUCCCCCAGCUUAUCAUCCCCAUAAAAAAUGCCCUGAACACCCGGAACAAGCAUGUUAUUUGUACCACACUGAAAAUCCUGCAGCAUCUUGUCGUAUCGGGAGAGCGGGUGGGUGAGGCAUUGGUUCCCUACUAUCGUCAGAUAUUGCCUAUUCUCAACCUUUUUAAAAACAUGAACGUAAACUCAGGAGAUGGCAUCGACUACAGUCAGCAGAAACGAGAAAAUAUCGGCGACCUCAUAAACGAGACGCUGGAGGUGUUUGAACGGUUUGGAGGGGAAGAUGCAUUUAUCAACAUCAAGUACAUGGUCCCUACGUAUGAGUCCUGUGUAUUAAAUUAAGCAAAUAGAAAACAGGAAUGUGCAGAAGAACUGAAGUCUUCCUGCUGUAUUUCAAAAUCAUCCUAAUAUUUUUCAGAUAAUUAAGAUGUUAUUUGAAGUAAAAUCUUUUGCAGGAAGUACAUUAUUGAUGGUUAAAACAAGUUAGAAGAUGAUAGAAUUGAAUUAACAGUACACUUCCAUUUUUCAUGUUUAUUUGAUUUGAUAUUUCAUCUUUAAAAAGAUCUCUAGUCCCUAUGGUACCUCGACAGCAGGUAAUGUCCAUUUUAUUAAGGAGUACGCUACAGAAAUUAGCUGAGCGUUUAUGAAAAAUCUGUUCAUGUACACACACAAUAGUAUUGUCUGCAAACACUGAAUUGUUUCUUCAAUAAAACAUUCAUUUUGGAGUUAUAUUCUCCAUUUCAUCUUUUUUUUAAUGCUAAGCCUAUGAGGAUGAUUUUUCAGUUGUCAGGCUUAGGUUCCAGUGUUCUGAGGAUGUAUAGC